Messenger RNA from Diorhabda sublineata, 3440 nucleotides. RefSeq lists its product as uncharacterized. The record is from RefSeq and is a predicted model, not a curated record. The transcript has 15 exons. Bases 22 to 3078 code for a protein of 1018 amino acids. Gene Ontology annotation, molecular function: protein binding. NCBI's taxonomy places the organism in Eukaryota, Metazoa, Arthropoda, Insecta, Coleoptera, Chrysomelidae.
CAGAAUUCAUCAAUUUCUUUCAUGUACCUUACAACAACAUAUGUUUAUAUAAAUAAAAAAUAUAGAAGCAAAUUAACAAGCAUAAACACAGAUUUAAUAUUUAGUGAGACUGUGAUAUAUUCGUUUUUAAGGACGUUUUUCGCACAUAACGCUGAAAUGAAAGUAUCGGUAUAUCCGAGUAUGAAUUUAAGAGGCGAAGUAAGAGAAAGUAUAUCUUUGGAUGAAGAUGAUUUAAGUGAUGUCGAAGACGAGGUUUUUAUAAGAGAUGGGAAAAAUGGAUAUAAAUUGGCAGAUGAACUUACAGUUAAAAGACCUCUCAUGGCACCCAGACGAAAAGUAGCAAGACCGGAUUUAGGAACAAGACUCAAAGCUAAGCCACCAUGCAAAGCCUUCCUCAAACCUUGUUGUUACAUAUUUGCAGCUCUAAGCGUUCUUGUUGGUCUUAUUAUCUUAGUAGUAGUUCUAGUAUCAAUGUACCCAAUUCCAUUAGACAAAGUAAGAGAUUGGAUAAUAAAAAAAGCUCAGAAACAAGAACCAAUCAACUCGAGUAAGCUACUUCCAUGUGAUAAUUUAAAAGUCUCCGACGUGUGGUCUAUCAAUUUACCAAAACUGAAUACUGAUUCUCCUGUUAGAGUAUUAGAUGUAGAUAACGAUGGUGUCGAUGACAUUAUUUUUGGAUUUGGCACAGGUGAUAAUUAUAACAUAUUACCGCCAGAUUUAUUUUGUCCUAUAUUCAUGGGAGUACCAUCUCCUUGUGAGGGUGGUGUUCUAGCUUUAAAUGGACUAACAGGAAAUAUUAUAUGGAGACACUGGUUUAAUGAUACAAUAUAUUCUCUCCAUUGUACCAACGAUAUAAAUGGAGAUCAACAAAAUGAUUGUUUAGUUAUAGGAAUGGAAGGGACAAUUGCAGUGAUUGAUUCAAAAAAUGGUACAAUUAUUUGGAAAUUGAAUACCGGAAGACUCAAUAUAUACGUCGCUUCGUUCAUUCCAGAUCAAAAUAAUGACACCAUUCCCGAUAUUUUAGCUUCCAGUUCUUCUUUAAGUGUUGAGAAAGAUGGUCGUCUAGUUUUGUUAUCUGGUAAAAAUGGAGAGAAAUUGAAAACUGUGACAACUCCAGGAGGUGCAAAAACUUUUUACAUGCCUCAAGUUCUUAGUCAGAAUAAUACAAGGUCGUUUGUGAUAUUUGGUACAGGAUCUCCCACAACUGCUGGAAAUCUAACCGUGACUCCUUUGGAAGAUGUUUUAUUAGGAGUGUUAGGAAAUUCCACAAAAAAUAUCUACGAAGAUAAAUUCAAGGGUGUGUUAACGCAAUCAGUAUUGGUAGAUAUCACUGGAGAUGCAAUCCCUGAUAUAGUAACAGCCAUGUAUAAUUCAUGUUUGGUAGCGAUAGAUGGAAAAUCCUUCAAACAAAUUUGGAAUUUCACAGUACCUGGUAAUGGUGCAGAAACGAAUAUUAUUCCAACUCCUGCUUACUUCAACUCUGACAAUAUUACGGACUUUUUGAUCAUAUAUCAAAAAUAUGAUGGUAUUUUGAAUUAUAAUUAUACACAAACAUUUAUAAUUGAUGGAAAAAACGGCGAAUCUAUCUAUAAACCGAUAACUGGUGCUGUGAUAACCCAGUCUAGUGGGUUAACAGUAAGUUUAGAAUCAUUGGGAUUUGAUUUAUAUUUAUUCUGGACGUCAGAAUGUACAAAGUUGGAUGCCCUUGAAAAGUUGGAUGGAUCUAAAGUUAUAUCAAAUGAAUUUUAUGGACCAUGUAUUGACCAAUUUAACAAUACGUUGAAUAUGAAAUUAAAUGCCUUGAGUCAAUUCCACCAACCGCCAGGGUUUGUUUUAUAUAAUUCAGCGGAUAGAUUAUCUCAUGAAUUGGACAGCAGUAGAUCAGUAUUGAGACAGUUAAAAGAUCAUUAUAAAUUUCAUUCUAAAAUUCAUAUAAACAACGGACAAUCAGAAGUUGAUGAAAAUUAUAAAGUAGAUCCAGUACCGAUUGGAAUUAGAAAAUACGGUUCUUCCAGCUUUAGGCAUAAGGAUCGAAAUUUAGGAAUACAAGGUUUUAUGACCUCUUCCAACGAUGACAUUGAUACCUUUGGAGAAGACAGAGAAGUACCACCACCUGAAUACGACACUAAUUAUUAUCCUACGAUAGAAGAAACGAUACCAUAUGACGUUAAACGUCCUACAAUCACACACAAUUUAGUAUCUGCAACUAGCAGAGAUCCCAGAAGUAAAGAAAAUAAAAUAAAAACGUCCAAAAGUGGAUUUUCUACUUCAAAAAAGAAAAAUUUAUCGGAAAAAAACAACGGUAUCUUCGAUUAUACCAAUGUCAGAAAAUCUAGAAAUAGGCUUCUCCAUGACGUCGAUUACGUACCUACGGAAAUCCUAAAAGAUACGUACGUCAAAAAUGAAGAAAUGCGUCUUCGAAAAUCUAGAUUUGAACAAAGAGACGUUAACGAGCAUAUUGAUAAAAUAAAAGAGAAGGAAGAAAUACAAAAGAUUAUUAAAAAACAAAUGGAGGAAGCUAAAAAGAAUGCUUCUAUGACUUUGUGGGAUUUGGAAUCUGAAAAAGAAAUGAAAGAUUGGAUAGAUGGUCGUUAUAGAGGAAAAAGAAAUGUUAAUUUUACUUCACAUGGUUCUGUGAAAGUUACAUCAGUGGGUGCUAUACUGGAAUCUUUCAACACAACUAACGGGACUAAUUCAUUUGACAUUGUAUUCGUGACUUACUGGCAACCGCCGCCAAAAAAAAUUGAAGAUAUGCUUUCAGAAGAUAUUAAUCAAUGCAUCCAGGAUAAACUUGAGCAAGAUAAAGCUUCGCAUUAUUUUCAAAAAACAACAGAUAAAGAACUUUUUAUGAGCGAAUGUACGGAAGAACAAACUAACUUGAAAAACGAGUUCGCUUAUUUCAAACAAUUACCCCAUCUUCGACUUGGAGAAAUGACAGUCUACAGAUUAAGAGUUGAAUGUGAAUGUGUGAAUCAAAAAUUGAAUGAGACUUGUGCUAAAUUUUUGCCAAAGAAUAAACAGAGUUGGCCUACGUAUUUAGGAGCGCUUGGUGAUGGUGUAUUUUUAAAACGAGUUUGAAUUUAAACUAUCGACAGAGAAAAGAAAAACCGCAUUAUUGAAUAACAAACAAGUCGUGAUUCAAUAUAAUUUGUUAAGACUUGUUUAAUGGAAAAUAAAGAAUAUUUUAUAUAAUAUGAAGAUAAAAAAUACGAGGUUUUGUAAUUUACUUUGCUGCCAAUAACAUAUAAUUAUUUGCUCCUCAUUUUGAAAAUGUGUAUUAUUUUUGGAAAUUUAUUGGAGCCAAUAAAUCUCGAUUCGUUGGGACCUCUAAAAGAUACAACCUCACAUUUUUUGGUCUAGAAAAACUGUAUUAAAGACCAAUUACUAUGAUUCUUUUUAUUAUAAUAGAUGACAUUCAAUAAAGAGCCGUUUUAGUUUUA